GGCGGCAGCUCACAUUCGAAACGCGUCCGUCCACGAGUGCGGUAUCAAGUGCCGACGGUAUCAAAGUGUUGUUUUUUGUUCGGAGCGUGUGUGUGUGCCUGCAACAAAACUGUAAAGACCGGUAAGUGUGCGUGUGUGUUUGUGUAUGUGUGUGCUUUGAGUUUAGGGUUGCAUCGAAUUCGAUUUUCUCGAAAGGGUUCAUCGCUAUCGGUUGCAUUGAAGUCUCUCGUCUCGCCUUUGCCCGCUGCAACGGUGGCUUAUCGGAUUCGAAUACUGUUUUGUGUGUGUUUGUGUGUGUUGGCCUUGGAAAUAUUCAGUGGUUUCAGUGUUUACUGUUUACAGGCGGGUCGGACUGGAAAGUCGACGGAUGUGUGUCAAUCGAAAGUUGCAAAACUUCCAGCAAAAGCAACAAACAAACAAAAUCCACCGUAAAAGGGAUAUCCCGUAAAAAGUGAUCCUGUGUGCUGCUGGUUGCAGUGCAUAUUUGGUGCCGGUUUCAAACACAAAAGUGCCAUUGCUGUUUUUGGGAGGAGUUUUGGUGACCUCACCAGUGUGCUCACCGUCAUGCCGGAAAUAAAGGCGGUAGCGAAAAAAGCGCCAAACGCACGCAAGGACCAGACGGAAGAUGUCACCAGGGCCGGUGACGCCCCAGUGACCCUUUUCGCCGAUCAGCCCGAACGCGUGAGGAAGAUCAACGAACUGCGCAAGCUGAUACAAAACUACGAUGACUGCGAGCGUAGAAGCGACGAACUGUUUCUGUGCCGAUUUCUGUACUGCUGCGACUGGGACGUACAGGAAGCGUUUGGGCGCAUCGUGAAACUGAUCAAGCUGAAGGAAGCGAAUCCGGAAUGGUUCUUCCACAAACCGAUCGCCACCUACAGCGAGCUGCUGAAUCGAAAUGUAAAGUUCGCGCUGGACCGGCGCGACCGGCGAGGCCGGCGCGUCUUUAUCACCCGCCUCGGGGCGAUCGACUUCUCCAGCAUGGCCGUGACCGAUCUGGCCAAUCUGGACGAUAUCUGGUUCGAGCUGAUGCUGAACGAGCUCGAGACGCUCGAGAGUGGCGUCACGUGCCUGAUCGAUAUGAGCGGCUACUCGCUUAAAAGCUUUCGGUUUCUAACGCCACAAAACAUACGCAUCGGUUCGGCCAAGACGGAUCUGUUACCGCUCAAGAACAUCGAAUUUCACGUGGUCAACUCUUCGGUGUUUAUGAAUGCAGCGAUCGCCAUCCUGUACCCCAUGCUGAGCAAGAAAAUUAAGGACCAGGUACGCUUCCACUACUCCAACUGGGCGUCGCUGCACGAGUACAUUCCGGCGGACAUACUGCCGGCAGAGUACGGUGGCACCGCGGGGAAAACGUUCGACUUUCAAACCAUCCACGGCCAGGUGCUGGAUCGUGCGAACGAUUUCGAUCGAUUACUGACGUACGGUGUGCGGGAUGGGUCCGCUCCUGGCGCGACUGCUGCUACGGCACCGAUUGUCCCCAAGGGCAAGGGAGGUAAAGCGAAGGGAAAGCACAGAGAGACGGAAAAGAAAAAGUCACUGGCGGGGUGCACUGUCGAGGAGUAAAAUCUAAGUGAUAUACCGUAGCAAUUAGUGAUAAGGUUGUUAGAUGUAGAGCCUUUUUUCUUUUACAAAAAAAAAACAAACAGAUAGCAAAUAAAGUGCCCAUGGGAAAAUUGGAAGUGAUUUUAA
Molecule: messenger RNA, 1692 nt
Organism: Anopheles gambiae (African malaria mosquito)
Lineage: Eukaryota; Metazoa; Arthropoda; Insecta; Diptera; Culicidae
Product: alpha-tocopherol transfer protein-like
Exons: 4
Coding region: 565-1566 (333 amino acids)
Cellular component (GO): membrane
Molecular function (GO): phosphatidylinositol bisphosphate binding
Source: RefSeq, a predicted model, not a curated record